UCUUCUCCCUUCAGCACACAUCAAUCACUCCCAGCAACUUACGUAUCAAUCUUGCAUCUGCAAAUUUCCCAACCGAAAAGCAUACCACCAUGCAUACAAAGAUGAGAAAUCAAGCUUUCUUCUACUUCUCACUUGUUUUUCUCUGCUACUGCACCACAACUUUAGGCCAGCCAGCUCAGGCCCCAGCCUUGCCUGCCUUGGCCCCAGCUCAGCCUGCCAAUUCUCCAACUAAGCCUUCUGAUGCUCCUACCCCACCUGGCCCUCCCGACGUCACCAAAAUCCUCCAAAAGGCUGGCGGGUUCACGAUCCUAAUCCGCCUCUUAAAGAGGAGUGCAGUGGCGGACCAAAUCAAAGGGCAGCUCAACGAUACAAAGAAUGGCUUUACUCUUUUUGCUCCAACCGACGCUGCAUUUUCAAACCUAAAAUCCGGUACUCUAAAUUCUCUCAGUGAUGAACAAAAGAUCCGGCUCAUACAGUUUCACACCUUACCAACUUAUUAUUCUCUGGCAAACUUCCAAACCGUGAGCAACCCAUUGAGAACACAGGCAGGAGAUACCAACCCUGGUGAUUAUCCAUUAAAUGUGACCUCAGUCGGAAACCAAGUAAACAUUUCGACUGGUCUUGUCAAUGCCUCAGUGAGCGGUACAGUAUAUUCUGAUAAUCAGCUUGCUGUUUAUCAAGUGGACAAAGUUCUUCUUCCUUUGGAUAUUUUUGUCGCAAAGCCUCCGGUACCAGCACCAGCACCGGCCCCAACAAAACCUAAGGCUAAGAAGAAAACAGCAGGCAGUCCAGAGAGCAGUACUAGUGCUACUACUACUUCUACAGUGGUUAAUUCUGAUGCAGUGAGAUUCACAGAACAAGCAGUAAUGGUGUCUGUCGGAGUUUCUGUUUUUGUUGCUGCAUUAUCUAUGCUAUAAAGAAAAAAAGAUGAUGCAGUAUAUAUGUUUUUGAGUGAUGAUUACAUUAAUUGUCUAGAACGGUGUGAUUAAUUUUGCUGCGUUGGUUUGAGCGGUCGUCAUUUUCAUCGAGUGUUUUCAAAUAAUUAAUGUAAUCUUUCCCUUUUGAACUUUCUA
Juglans microcarpa x Juglans regia is the source of this 1073-nucleotide messenger RNA. Its product is annotated as fasciclin-like arabinogalactan protein 12. The transcript has a single exon. The record is from RefSeq and is a predicted model, not a curated record. Lineage: Eukaryota; Viridiplantae; Streptophyta; Magnoliopsida; Fagales; Juglandaceae. The coding region runs from base 90 to 917 and encodes 275 amino acids.